Molecule: messenger RNA, 918 nt
Organism: Salvia splendens (bonfire salvia)
Lineage: Eukaryota; Viridiplantae; Streptophyta; Magnoliopsida; Lamiales; Lamiaceae
Product: bifunctional bis(5'-adenosyl)-triphosphatase/adenylylsulfatase FHIT
Exons: 5
Coding region: 236-709 (157 amino acids)
Molecular function (GO): catalytic activity
Source: RefSeq, a predicted model, not a curated record
CUUAAUUACAUUUCAACACUUCUGAAUUCUGAGAGUAUAAAACCGAGCCCACGCGCCGCCGCAAUUCUGUGGAGAGCUGCGCCGCUGAUGUUAAGCGUUUCGCCACUCCUUACGUUCCGUCAUUUUCCGACCGCGUUUCUCUACCUUCUCCCCACGUCCCGCGGCCUGUUCCUCCGCCAACACUCGACGUCGCUCCGGCCGUUUUCCUCCUUCACUCGCAGCGCUCACACGGCAAAUGGAAUCUGAGAGUUUCACAUUUGGUCCAUACAAAAUCGACCCCAAAGAAGUGUUCUACUCUACUCAACUCUCGUAUGCUAUGGUCAAUUUGCGCCCACUUCUUCCCGGUCAUGUGCUUGUCUGCCCAAGACGUGAUGUUAAGCGCUUCACUGAUCUCACUGGUGAUGAGACGAGUGAUCUAUGGUUCACGGCACAGAAGAUUGGGCGCCAGCUUGAGUCCUACCAUAAGGCAUCUUCAUUGACACUCGCGAUCCAAGACGGGCCUCAGGCUGGACAGACCGUUCCUCAUGUCCACAUCCACAUACUUCCACGGAAAGGUGGGGAUUUUGAGAAGAACGAUGAGAUCUACGAUGCUAUCGACGCGAAGGAGAAGGAACUGAAAGAGAAGCUUGAUCUCGACAAGGAAAGGAAGGACAGAAGCAUGGAAGAGAUGGCUGAAGAGGCGGAUCAAUACAGAAAACUAUUCAUAUAGGAACCACUUGAUAUCCUCUUCAGGUGAGGAAACCAUCAUCAUUGCAUGCCCGUAUUGUUCUGUAACCGGUUUGACUAACCUAACCUUGUGCUGAACAUUUUCAUUUUUCGACUCUUUAUUAAUACGGUUUAAGGUAUAUAAACAGGUGUGCUCUUGCCUUGUUAAUGACUAAAAUCACCAUUUGCUAUGUAGUACCUGUUUUCUUUUCA